Molecule: messenger RNA, 6072 nt
Organism: Dipodomys ordii (Ord's kangaroo rat)
Lineage: Eukaryota; Metazoa; Chordata; Mammalia; Rodentia; Heteromyidae
Gene: Shroom3
Product: shroom family member 3
Exons: 9
Coding region: 41-5332 (1763 amino acids)
Biological process (GO): actin filament organization
Cellular component (GO): adherens junction; cortical actin cytoskeleton; apical junction complex
Molecular function (GO): actin filament binding
Source: RefSeq, a predicted model, not a curated record
GCAUACAACCAAAUUUGGGGAGAACCAACCUGAUGCCAGCAUGAUGCAGAUAUCUCAGGGCACAAUGGGCCCUCCUUGGCACCAAAGCUAUCACUCCAGCUCAUCUACAAGUGACCUCUCCAGCUUCGACCAUGCUUAUCUGAGGCGGAGCCCUGACCAGUGCAGCUCCCAGGGGAGCCUGGAAAGCCUGGAGCCCAGUGGGGGAUACUCAGCCUGCCAUCUUCUUUCCCCUGCCAAGUCUACGAGCAGCAUUGACCAGCUCAGCCACCUCCAUAACAAGAGAGACUCGGCAUACAGCUCCUUCUCCACCAGUUCUAGCAUCCUAGAGUACCCACCCCCUGGUGUCACUAGCCGAGAGCGGUCAGGCUCUGUGGACACUACUUCUGCCCGCGGGGGCCUCCUAGAAGGGAUGAGACAGGCAGAUAUCCGCUAUGUCAAGACAGUCUAUGAUACCCGGAGGGGAAUCUCAGAAGAGUAUGAGGUGAAGUCUUCAGACCUGCUGCUUCAAGGUCGGGAGUCACACCCAUCAGCAGAUGAUCAGGGCUAUGAUAAAUGGCAUAGCAUUUCUCGGAGCAAGGGAGCACUAUCCUCAUCUUGGAGUCAGCCGUGCUCCAGUUCCUUAGAGACUGGCCCUGACAACCUGCCUCAUAAAGUGGGUGCACCACAGCCCCCAACUCGGAGUGACAGUUAUGCAGCCUUUCGGCACCGAGAACGACCUAGCUCUUGGUCUAGCCUUGAUCAGAAGCGCUUCUGCCGGUCUCAGGCAAAUUCUUCGGGCUCCUUGAAAUCUCCAUUCAUAGAUGAUCAGCUGCAUCCUGUCCCAGAGAAGAGUCCAGAAAACAGCCCCCCAGUGAAGCCCAAGCAUAAUUAUAUUCAGAAGGCCCAGCCUGGCCAACCACUGCUGCCAACUGGCAUCUACCCUGUACCAUCCCCGGAGCCACACUUUGCCCAGGUGCCCCAGCCUUCUGUGAGUAGCAAUGGUACACUCUACCCUGCACUGGCCAAGGAGAGUGGAUAUCCAGCCACCCCUCAGGGAGCUUGCAACAAGAUGGCUGCCUUUGAUGAGAAUGGAAACCAAAAUGGAGCUAGCAGACCUGGAUUUGCCUUCUUCCAGCCUUCAGAACAUGACUCACUGGAGAGGAAACCAGAAACCACAGUCAAAUUUGUCCCCUACAAAGUCCAUUUUCCUUCAGUGCCUGAAAAUGAGGAGGAUUCCUCCCUAACGAGACAUCCCACAGCUCCCGAAGGCAACAGUGUUCAUUACAAUGAGAGAAAGAACUCUCAUGGCAACAAACCCUGUUCUAAUCACCACAGCCUCAAAUCUCCUCAGGCCCAGGCCUGGCAAGUGGGUGGAGACAAGAGGUCUUCUAGACUCCUGGAACCCUGGGAGAGUGAUUUCCAGGAAGACCAUAAUGCCAACCUGAGGCAGAAGCUGGACAGAGAAGGCCUAAGCCACGGCCAGUCAGGCAACUUUGGCAGGACCAAGUCGACCUUCUCAUCUCUCCAGAACAUUCCAGAGAGUCUGAGAAAGCAAAGCAGCCUCGAGCUGGCCGAGGGAGUGCAGGAGAGUUACCCUGUUGGCAGGUCUACCUGUGCGGUCAACACCAAGGUGGAGGACUCUGCAAGGAACGUGCUCCCUGACCACAGAGGCCACCUGGACAGGCCCGUUUCCUAUGCGAGGCCUGAAGGGAGAUCCAGUACUUCACCCUCUAUCCACUGUGCCGAUCCAAGCUAUGAAGAGCCCCCCACCCCUCCAUACCAGCAGACAUCCAGCCUGGGCAGGAAGGGACUCAGCUCCGGCAGCACCUCGGCCCUGCAGGGUUUCCAGUACAGGAAGCCCCACUGCUCUGUGCUGGAGAAGGUGUCCAAGUUCGAGCAGCGAGAACAUGGGAGCCCCCGGCCCCCCAGUGCAGGCCACACCUACAGGAGGGCCCCGACGUCCAGCACUUCCGGGAGUGACGUUGAAGAGACAAAAGCCAGCCUCCGGAGCCCUGAGAACAGGGAGCCCUUGGGCAGUGGGGGGCAGCACUUCAGAAGCGGGGAGCCCAAGCUGGAAGAGGCCUCUUGGCAGCCUUGCGGUCAGCAGCUGAGGAGGACUGAAGAGGGGGGCCGUGGCCCCCCAGUCCGAGUCAGCGAGCCCCCAAGGCCCGACGCCCGCUUGCUCCGCAGCCAGAGCACCUUCCAGCUCUUCAGCAAGGCCGACGGAGACGCCCCGGGGCCGGAAGACAGGCCCGGCGGCGCCCCCGAGUCGCCCCCGCUCGACGCGCCCUUCAGCCGCACCUACAGGAACAGCAUCAAGGAUGCGCAGUCCCGGGUCCUGGGGGCCACCUCCUUCCGCCGCCGGGACCUGGAGCUGGGGGGCCCCGGCGCCUCCAGGCCCUGGCGGCCACGCGCCGCCCUCCGCAAAGGCCCGCGCCGCCGCCUGACCAUGGAGCAGAAGAAGCGCUCCUACUCGGAGCCGGAGAAGAUGAACGAGGUGGGGGUGUCGGAGGAGGCCGAGCCUGCGCUCUCGGGUCCGCACCGGCCCGGGGUACUGCGGUACCCCGAGAGCAGCGUGGCCGACCGGCGCCGCCUCUUCGAGCGCGACGGCAAGGCCUGCUCCACGCUCAGCCUGUCGGGGCCCGAGCUGAAGCAGUUCCAGCAGAGCGCGCUGGCCGACUACAUCGAGCGCAAGACGGGCAAGCGCCCCGCCGCCGCCGGCUGCGGGCCCCAGGAGCCGGGCGCCUACCUCCAGGCCCCCGACGGCCCGGGCCUGGCCUCGGCCUGCAGCCUGAGCUCGCUGCGGGAGCCCAGCUGGCAGCCCCGCAAGGAAGCCGCCCUCUCCCCGCCACUGCCAGCUGCAGCCACGGAGACCUCCAGGGCCCCUCGAGAUCGCAGCAGCUCCUUUGCCUUCGCGGGUGCGCGCUUCCAUGGAGAACGGCCACGCUGGGAUCCCCCGACCCCGAGGGAAAUGCUCAGUGGUGCUAGCUGCGGGCCAAGGGGCACCCAGAAGCUGGACAGAAACCCUGGAGAGUCUUCAUCCUGGGGGGCCGUGGCCAGGAGGACCGGGAAGUCCAUGUCAGCUGAGGACCUGCUGGAGCGCUCCGAUGUCCAGGCUGUCCCUGUCCACGUGCGGUCCAGGUCGUCUCCCACUGCAGACAAGAAGUGCCAGGAUGUGCUCUUGGGGGAAGACAGUGGCUUUGGUUUUGUGAAGAAUCCAUGUCACCCGACUGACUCUGGAUCUACGUUGCUCAGUUGUUCUGACAGAGGCCGAGAAGAGACUCCGGUGCCCCUCCAUCCUCCCACCCCACGCUGGGACAGCUCAGGCUGCAAAGCAGCCAGUAUUUGUUCGGUUCCUAGUGAGUGUCCCAAAGCCAGCAGAAUGCAAGGGCUCCUCCCAGACACUCGGGCUGCCGCCUUGACCCCACACAGCUCCCCUCUGCCUUCACCUGUUCCCUCCUCCAGUUACUGCUCGCAGCUGGCCUCUGAUCCGCAGAGUGGAAGGGAUGGUCAGGCAGGGCGACAGCCUCUUGCACCCUACACCCCUGGAGGGCCCCACAGAAGCGAUGGUCUGAUCCAGCCUCCCAGCCCAGAGCAUGGGGUAGAAGAAGGCGCGAGGAAGAGGGCCAGUCUGCCCCAGCGGCCCCCUCCUCCUCGGGUGAAGUGGGCUCACAUAGCGACAGAGGACGGCCUCUCCCAGGAUGCCUCAGCACUCGAGUUCGCAAACCUGAAGCACUACCACAAGCAUCAGACGAGUCUUCCGAGUUCAUGCAGCACUUCAGACCCAGAUACUCCUGGCAGGGUCUCGCUGCGCAUCUCUGAGUCUGCCCUGCAGACCUCCCCACCGCUCCGGGAGGACUGUGAGGACGAGGUGUUUGUGAAGGACUUGUACAAGGCCACCUCCAGCCCCACAUUUGAGGCCCUUCCCCCACCUCCACCUCCUCCAGUGAGCCAGGAAGCCCCCGUGAAUCCCUCGGAUGACUUUCCUCCGCCUCCUCCCCAUGUGGUGUUUGAGGAAUUGGAAGAUAACCAGGCCUGCGAGGAGCCUGGCAGCAGCAGCAGCUCCAGCAAGUUUUCCAAGGUGACAGUUACAAGAGAAAGACACAUGCCUGGUGCAGUCCCUGUAGUAAGCAGUCAGAUCCUGGCUCCCAGACCCCACACUGUCAGAGGUUCAGAGGCCAGUGAGUCCAACCCACACACCAUCGUGAGUGUUCAGCCUCAACUUGCUGGGUCUCUUGGCCAACAGCCAAGCCCAGAACAGCCACCUCCCAGCCGGACCCAAAGCUUCCUCCAUGAACCAGUGGGUGGAACUCUGGAUACAGAAACAAAUGUCAGUCCUGUUCCUCAGAAGACCUCAGAAGACAGCAGAACAGAGGCUCUGGCCAAGGAAAUUGUCCACCAAGACAAAUCUCUAGCAGACAUUUUGGACCCGGACUCCAGAAUGAAGACAACUAUGGACUUGAUGGAAGGCCUGUUCCCCCGAAACAUUAAUACACUGAAGGAAAACAGCACGAAGAGGAAGGCCCUGCAGAGAACUGUCAGCUGUCCAGGAUAUGAAGGCAAAAGGAGUGAAGACAAGGAAGCAGCAGGAGUGUUAGUCAACUGCCCUGCCUACUACAGUGUGUCUGCUGCCAAGGCUGAGCUUCUGAACAAAAUCAAAGAUAUGCCAGAAGAGGCGCCUGAAGACGAGGAGGAUGUCAAUGAAAAAAAGGCUGAGCUCAUUGGAAGCCUCACCCACAAACUUGAGACCCUCCAGGAAGCAAAGGGGAGUCUACUCAUGGAUAUCAAGCUUAACAACGCCUUGGGAGAAGAGGUGGAGGCUUUGAUCAGUGAGCUAUGCAAGCCCAACGAGUUUGACAAGUACAAGAUGUUCAUAGGGGACUUGGACAAGGUGGUCAACCUGCUGCUAUCCCUCUCCGGGCGCCUCGCCCGGGUUGAGAACGUUCUGAGUGGCCUUGGGGAAGACGCCAGUAAUGAAGAAAGGAGCUCUCUGAAUGAGAAAAGGAAGGUCCUGGCCGGGCAGCACGAGGAUGCGCGGGAGCUCAAGGAGAACCUGGACCGCAGGGAACGCGCCGUCCUGGCCAUCCUGGCCAAUUACCUCUCAGAGGAACAACUCCAGGAUUACCAGCACUUCGUGAAAAUGAAGUCUACACUCCUUAUCGAGCAGCGAAAACUAGAUGACAAGAUAAAGCUGGGCCAGGAGCAGGUCAAGUGUCUGCUAGAGAGUCUUCCCUCCAACUUCACUCCCAAGACCGGGGCCCUGGCUCUGCCUGCAGACCUCUCGAGCUCAGGGACCCCCGUAGGGGGCUGGGCUGUCACCGGCAUGGGCCCCACAUUAACCUCUCCACUUUAACCUCUUCUAAGAGACCCCACCAAAAGAUCAUCACUUCCCUCAACACUAUUUAAUCUGCAGUGUUUCACUGUCAACCACCAUGUAAACUCUGGGUGAUUGGGGUUUUCCUGGAUAAAAGGAAGAAAAUUCUAUCCAAGAAGAAGCCUGGGUUUUCCUUCUUGCCUUUCCCGAUUUAUCUGAGAGCUUGGAUGCUGCUGGAAACUUACCCCUUUCUCUUAUUACUUAGUAUUAGAAGGAAAGUUAGUGAAACUGUGACCAGUGCGUGGAUAGUGUUUGGGCAUGUAGGUUUUAACAGACCGAGGCAGCCGAGAUCAGUGAGUGUCACCCUCAGGAAUGUAUCCAUAGUGGCCUUCCUCGCUGGUAGGCAGCGUGCCCUGAUAACCGGGUACACAUACCAUACAUGAAGGGUCAGCAACACAAAGCCUUAAAAAGACACACACGCUGAGAAGGAAGUUGUAAAGCCUUGAACUUUGUUAUUUAUAUUUUUAAAAAUGAAGAUCAUGAUGUCUGUGUGCUAACCACUUAUUUGAUUCUGUUUUGUGGUGGAUGUAGACAAUUACGUUUGAACUUUGUACUUUGUGAAAACCUUAAUGAAGAAUUCCAAAGACAGCUGCAUCAAGCGUGGAGACUCGUUUUUUCUUUCCUUGUUCUCGUGACUUGUCUGAUUAUUUUUUAUAAAUAUCAGCCAGUAUUCUAUACUUGCAUUCAACUGAGGGAAUCCGAGUUCCAUUUUCUGACUU